Molecule: messenger RNA, 1424 nt
Organism: Selaginella moellendorffii
Lineage: Eukaryota; Viridiplantae; Streptophyta; Lycopodiopsida; Selaginellales; Selaginellaceae
Exons: 2
Coding region: 28-861 (277 amino acids)
Source: RefSeq, a predicted model, not a curated record
GUUUUAUGUUAAGGGGAUGUAGCUCAGAUGGUAGAGCGCUCGCUUAGCAUGCGAGAGGUACCGGGAUCGAUACCCGGCAUCUCCAGAGGGGCGUCUAUUAUUUUCCUAGUAGAUGACACUCGUAUUUUCGGUAUAUUCUCUUCUUUGUUUUUAGCGUGGCGAGAUCGAAGCUCCGUCAUGGCCGCGGCGAGGCGGAGGACUCUCUUCUCGGAUUCGGCAUCGUCGUCGUCGCUGGAGAAGCUGAUCCAGGAAUCCACAGAAUCGGAGGGUAGCAGCAUCAGCCUCAGCGCCAGAUCGUCGCACGGAUCGUCCUCGGCGGAUGAUCUCGACACGGCCGAUCUGCGCCGCCGCGGCUCCAUCGUCAGCUCCUCCUGGUCGUUCGAAGGUGAGAGGGAUUGCGGCGAGAGGAGGAGGGGGAAGAACGCGACGAACAGGAAGAGCAAGAAGGACAUUUUGGGGGAAAUCGAUGGGGAUGAUGCCGAGCACAGUAAUGUGGGCCGAUGCGUCGCUGGAUGCGCCGCGGAUUGCACAGCGCUGUGCUGCUGCCCUCUCACGCUCUUUCACGUCGUUGCGCUGCUCGUCGUCAAGGUCCCCUCCACCAUCGCCGCCAAGAUCUCUAGGUCCUGGAAGGGAAAGAAGAAGAAGGCCAAGAAUCGAUGCUCUCCUCAGCGCAAGCUUGUGUUGAGAGGGGAUUCGGGGAGCUCCACUUCGAGAAUUCCAGCCGCCGCAAGCAUGCCAUCAUCGCCGCCACAUCUAUCGCCUAGUUCUUCGCCGCUGCCUCCACCGCCUUCCAUUCAAGGCUUUGGCCAGCAUUUCUGGAGAGAAUUUGGAUCUGGGCACUCGAGCUUCGCUAGCCCCUGACUGGUAGCUCGCGGGGAAAUAAGUGGGAUUCCAGGGAAGGGUUUCGUUCACGCUGGUGUGAUCGAUCGAUCGACCGCUGGAAUUUGGUGAAUCUCUUCACGGCAAAGCUGGAUCGAUCGAAGCCUCUGCUUUACUGUUUGCCAAAAGCCUAAACGAUCUCUCCAAUCUGUACAUAGUUUCGUUGAAUGGGUCGGUCGGUUACAUUAAUAUUCUCCUCGAGGCUGUGCUUCCAGAAGGAGGAGAUCUGAUCAAUCAGGUCAGAAGAGAUCAAUCAGAUCGCAUCCAAGCUUGUUGGUUGUUUUUUUUUACCGCUGUCGUGUGCCUGUCAUCCCAUUCAUCUCAGCAAAGCACGUAAAAAGUUACACUGUAGAUCAAGCUGCAGGAUUCUCUAGCACUGUCCAGAAAAAGAGCUUGUCCAAUCAUAACAAAUAGCUGACAAGGGAUGGAUCAUUCACAAGAUAUAUUCACUCAACCAAAAAGCUGCCAAUUCGAGCUGGAGAUUUAAAUUAUACAAAAUUGUUGGUUUGCAUGGGUUGAGAAUAUUUUAAAGAUAUUCUUAUUUA